AUGGCAUUGUACAACCGGGAGAUGCUUCACUUUGGCUAUUUCCAGCAGCUUCAAGCCCUGUUAUUUGCUGUAGAUGAGAUAAACAGAAAUGAGAACCUUCUACCCAAUAUAACCCUGGGUCUCCAGUGGUAUGACACUUGUGGGGUGAUACCUGUGAACACAGCCGCAACUCUACAAGUGCUAACUGGAAGCAAUGUGGCCAUCCCCAACUACCAAUGUCUACACAAUGCUCCUCUCAGCGCUUUUAUUGGCUCAGCUUCCUCCACCCACUCUAUAGCUGUUGCCAAUAUUCUGGGGCUCUAUCGCUACCCUCAGAUCAGCCAUUAUGCCACAAGUUCCCUCUUGAGUAAUCGUAUAAAAUUCCCUUCCUUCUUUCGAACCGUGCCAAGCGAUGCAUUUCAAUCCAAAGGCCUGGCCGAGCUAGCUCUGCACUUUCAUUGGCUGUGGAUUGGUCUUCUGGCUGUAGACAAUGACUACGGACAACAAGGAAUCCAGCUAGUCAAACAGGAGUUAACCAAGGCUGGAGCCUGUGUGGCCUUCACCGAGAAUAUUUUGACCAGCAAGCAGGACCGCAAUGCUCCACGAAUAGUAAAAGUGAUAAAGGAAUCAACAGCAAGAAUUAUCGUUGUCUUCUCGGCUGGUCUUGAUUUGCUGCCUAUUCUUGGUGAGAUGACAAAGCAAAACAUCACUGGAAAAACAUUUGUUGCCAGCGAAGGGUGGUCCACAACUACUUUGCAGUACAUAGGAGCCUUCUCUCAUCUCCUUGCCGGAACAGUUGGCUUAGCUUUUUACAGCGAGGGAAUUCCAGGGUUUCGUGAAUAUCUCUACAAGAUCCAUCCUAACAUGACCCUGGGAGGAAAUUUGGUGAAGUCAUUUUGGGAGGAAGCAUUCAGCUGCAAGUUUCCAAAUGGUGAGAAUUUGCCAAGCCAAGGAAACGUUUGCACUGGAGAAGAGAGUUUAGGGAGCAUCAAGAACAGCUACAAUGAUGUCUCCAAUUUACGGGUGGCCUACAACAUCUACACUGCAGUUCAUGCUGUGGCUAAAGCUUUGCAGGAUCUCCAACACUGCCGCAAAGCAGAAGGUCCGUUCUCUCAUGGCAGUUGUGCAAAUAUGCACAGUUUUACCUCCUGGCAGCUGCUGUAUUAUAUGAAGAGGGUGAAGGUCGAUUUGAGCAGUGGGAGAGAGCUUUACUUUGAUGUGAAUGGAGACCCACCAGCCGUCUAUGACAUUGUGAAUUGGCAGAUGACCCCAGAAGGGAGUAUAACACAGGUCAAGGUUGGCAGUUAUGACACCACAGCUGAUCCUGGUCAGGUCUUUACCAUUAACUCAAGCCUUUUGUUGUGGUCCACAAAAGGUCAAAAGGUUCCUGUGUCAGUAUGCAGUGAGAGUUGUCAACCAGGAUAUAGAAAAGCUGCUAAGAGUGGACAGGCUGCUUGCUGUUUUCAGUGUGUCCCCUGCCCACAAGGAGAUAUCUCAAACCAAACUGAUUCUCUUGAUUGCUUCAAGUGUCCAUGGAAUGAAUGGCCGAAUCUGGAAAAAUCCAAUUGCCUUCAAAAACGAGUUGAGAUCCUCUCUUUCCAUGACCCAUUAGGGUCAACUUUGGCAGCCACAGCUAUUGUGUCAUCCAUAGUUCCUAACUUAAUCUUGAGACUUUUUACUUGUAACAGAUCCACCCCCAUAGUAAAAGCCAACAACUUUUUCUUAAGUUGUCUCCUCCUGGGGUCCCUUUCUCUUUGUUUUCUAUGUUCGUUAGCUUUUAUUGGGUACCCUCAACCUGAGAAUUGCUUCCUGCGUCAAGUUGCAUUUGGCUUGGUUUUUACUCUGUGCAUUUCUUGUAUUUUGGCCAAAACCAUUAUGGUGGUAUUUGCUUUCAUGGCAACAAGGCCAGGGAGCACUCUAAAGAAAUGGACUAGACCUCGAGUGUCCUAUAUGAUUAUUUUAGUAUGUUUCUUACUGCAGUUCCUACUUUGUAUGACAUGGUUAUUUAUGGCUCCACCUUUUCCACAAUACAACACACAAAGUCAACCUAUGUUCAUCAUCAUUGAGUGUAAUGAGGGCUCCCCUGUUGCCUUCUGGACCAUGUUGGGUUACCUCUUUCUCCUGGCCACUAUUAGUUUUAUGGUUGCCUUCCUGGCUCGGAGACUCCCUGACAGCUUCAACGAAGCCCAGUUUAUUACCUUCAGCAUGCUGGCCUUCCUCAGUGUAUGGAUAUCUUAUAUCCCAGCAUCCCUCAGUGCCCAAGGAAAAUACACGGUGGCCAUGGAGAUUUUUGCUAUCUUGGCUUCCAGUUGGGCUUUGGUCAUCUGUAUGUUUCUUCCUAAAUGUUUCAUAAUUUUGUUCAGACCUGACAUUAACUCUAAAGAAUAUCUUAUGAGAAAAGACAGAAGACAGUAG
Molecule: messenger RNA, 2394 nt
Organism: Nanorana parkeri
Lineage: Eukaryota; Metazoa; Chordata; Amphibia; Anura; Dicroglossidae
Product: extracellular calcium-sensing receptor-like
Exons: 6
Coding region: 1-2394 (797 amino acids)
Biological process (GO): G protein-coupled receptor signaling pathway
Cellular component (GO): membrane
Molecular function (GO): G protein-coupled receptor activity
Source: RefSeq, a predicted model, not a curated record